Messenger RNA from Musa acuminata subsp. malaccensis (wild Malaysian banana), 1002 nucleotides. Its product is annotated as dof zinc finger protein DOF5.7-like. NCBI's taxonomy places the organism in Eukaryota, Viridiplantae, Streptophyta, Magnoliopsida, Zingiberales, Musaceae. Gene Ontology annotation, biological process: regulation of DNA-templated transcription. Gene Ontology annotation, molecular function: DNA binding; DNA-binding transcription factor activity. The record is from RefSeq and is a predicted model, not a curated record.
AUGGCUGAUGAUCUGCAAAGCCGCAAGAGCAUUGCCACCGCCACAGCACUGAAUCCGAGACAUCAAGGGCUCAAGUGCCCCCGAUGCGACUCCCCCAACACCAAGUUCUGCUACUACAACAACUACAGCCUCUCCCAACCAAGGCACUUCUGCAAGACCUGCCGAAGGUACUGGACCAAAGGUGGCGCGCUCCGGAACGUGCCCAUGGGCGGCGGCUCCCGCAAGAACAAGAAAUCCAAAUCCUCGGCCUCGUCGCGCCUUCCGGCGGCUCCCCUCUCUGGGUUCCCCGAAACAGGCAGCAGCCUCAAAUUUCUUGAUGGACUUCCCUCUUCGGUGGCCAUGGACUUCCAAAUAGGUCUGCCCGCCGCCUCAGGGCUCCAUGAUCCGGCUACAUCCACGGUCUUCAACAGCAACCAGUUCAUCAACUUUGUCGACAUCUCGCGCGGUGCAGCGCUCUCUUCUGAUGCUACCACCCAGGCGAGCUUCAAUUACCCAAUCUCUGCUGCAGGGGUACUGUAUAAUGAGACCAAAGGUCCAUCUAUAUCCUCUGCUGCUGGCAGCAGCAGCAUUGUAUCUUCCAUCGAGUUCCUGAGCUCCAUCAACCAGGACCUCCAUUGGAAGCUUCAGCAGCAGAGGCUGGCUAUGAUCUUCGGAGGGGAAGCUCAUAAACAGAGCAGUAGCCCACUGGAGAUCCAACAGGAAUUUAUAUCUUUCGAGGUAUCAGACAUAGCCACAGAUGAAGUUUGUGGCUGCAGUGAAUCCGGAAAUACAUGCGUUGCUACUGGGACUAAUAGUUCGAUGGCAUGGUUGCCGGAGAGUUCUAAUUACACCAUUCCGACUUCGACGGCAAUAAGUAUCAACAGCUUCGGCAACGUCGACGGCAACAACAGUGGCGACAAGAGUAGUACCAACUUCAACAUAAGCUAUUGGAACGGAAUACCGGCAUGGAAUGACAUACCACAGUUCUCAACGCUGCCUUAUUCGGUGGAUAUGGAACUAUAA